UCGGUUACUCAUUGCUGACCGUUAGAGGCUUGUUCUUAUUUUCCGGCGCUAAUAUUUAGCAUUUUUCUUACAAUAAAUAUCAGUAGUUACUUAGCGGUGCCAGCGAACGGUUCAUAUUUUGUUGAUAACUCAAUUUAAAAAAAAUAUACAUAUACAUAAAAAUAAAAAUAAAAGGGAAAGUGUAGAAAUUAAAAAAGUGUGAAUUUAUUUCUACUAUUUAAAAAAUAAAUUAUUAAACAAAAUGAAGCAGAAUCUCAUAUAUUUGCUUUUCGCCAUCGUUAUUUCCUCGAGCGUAGUUUAUGGGCUACAAUUUACUGAUUGCGGUUCAAAAACUGGUAGUUUUACCAAAGUAGUAAUAUCGGACUGUGAUACAACCAAAAAUGAGUGUAUACUCAAACGCAAUACAACUGCUUCGAUAACAAUCAAUUUUGCAUUGAACGAGGUUGCAUCGAAAAUCACAACGGUGGUGCAUGGCAAAGUGUUGGGUGUAGAGAUGCCUUUCCACUUACAGAAUCCCGAUGCUUGCGUUGAUAGUGGCCUGAAAUGCCCGUUGGAAAAAGGUGAAACCUAUGAAUAUAAGGCCAUCUUACCGGUGCUUAAGGCUUAUCCAAAGGUAAAUGUGCUUGUCAAAUGGGAAUUACAGGAUCAAAACAGUGAAGAUAUCAUUUGUGUACAAAUACCAGCUAAAAUACAAUAAAUAUGUAUAAAUAUGUACAUAUAUAAAUAUAUAUAUAUAAACUAUAAUGUCCAGAAUUUGAAGGAACUUUUCAGUCAAUUAAAAGCAGAAGAAAACUCAUAAAUAAAUGAAAAAUGCAUACUAUGAAUAUGUGUACCAAACAAAGAAAUAUAUACAUACAUACAUAUAUAUGUAUAUGAUUGUUAGUUACAAUAAAUGUUGUAAACAAUAAUACAA
Messenger RNA from Ceratitis capitata (Mediterranean fruit fly), 913 nucleotides. RefSeq names its product protein NPC2 homolog (gene Npc2a). NCBI's taxonomy places the organism in Eukaryota, Metazoa, Arthropoda, Insecta, Diptera, Tephritidae. The record is from RefSeq and is a predicted model, not a curated record. The transcript has 4 exons. Gene Ontology annotation, biological process: intracellular cholesterol transport. Gene Ontology annotation, molecular function: sterol binding. The coding region runs from base 242 to 697 and encodes 151 amino acids.